ACGCACACAUGCAAUUGUGAUUCGUGUUAAAAAUAGAGUGAGACCUUCGUCGAAACAUCGGUCAUUAUUUACUGGGAAAAAAAUGCAUUAGUGGCCGCUUUUUUUUGUUUGUUUGUUACAAAAUCGCUGCUUAUCGCACUGCAUGUCUAAAUAUAAAUUGCAUUUCAAGUGGCUCGUCUGUUGCGCUGUAAUAAUUAAGUGAUUAAGUUGCUUUUUGUUGUGGCUUUGAUUGGUUGUGUAUAAAGCAGCGUGUGUGUAUAUAUAGUGAAUGCAUUGCCGAUUCGAUGCCAUGUAAAUAUAAACAAAAAAUGUGGUUUUUUCCAGCGCAUUUGCGAUCUCUAUGGCAACGCAUACUCUCAUUCGACUACUACAUUGAUGUGACGCUGAACUCUGUGUAUCGCGUUCGCUAGCGCACGAGCCCACAUAUGAUGCUCUCGGCUGUCUCGCUCCGGUUUUAGUGUAUUAUGUGUGUAAACUUUUUUACUGCUGCUGCUGCUGUCGAUGUGUAUAUGCGGCAGUUCAACACCAAAUAAGAGUGAGUACCCAUCAUUGUGCCAUCAUCAUCAUCGGAUUCGGUCACCGUAAACAUACAAAAUCAGAACCGUAACACCAGUCGACUUCGCUGGAUGCGUGAACGUAACGUGUGUCAAUCAGAUCGCUUCUUUUUUUUGUAGUGUGUAGAGAAAAGGUCUUUGGUUGUUUGGCGUUGUUUUUUUUUAUGGUGCCUUAUUUUCGAUCGAAAUUGGUGUUUUAUUGAGGAAAGACGUGUUUUGAUUGAUACAUUGUGCAAGUGUUUGGAAAUUUUAUGGAAGAAAUUUAUCAUCACUGGAUUUUAACUAGUAAUUCUUCAACAUUUGGAAUGAAAAAGAUUGAUUAUUUGAACGGAUCGAAAUUUGGCAUUGGGAAGAGUAAAGCUAUUGAAAAUUUUUGAAUUUUGAGUAAAAAAGUGUACAUUUUGAAUUAAAAUAUUUAAGUUUUGAUUGAAAAGGUUCAAAUUUUUGGAAUCAAUCAUGUUUUUAAAUCAAUGUGAAUCAUGUUUUCGAAUUAAAAAGUUUGUGUUCAGAAUUGCUGUUUAAUUCGACCGAACGAUAUAGUGUUUCAAACAAUCAGCAUUGUGCACUGUGCUGACAAGACUCUAUAGCUCUUUACUGAAGUCUGAUGUGUGUUCUUCGUUUAAUCGGAGGAUCUAAAGGCAAUAUUAAGUGAUUAUUGAACGACAAAGCGUGGCUUUGUGUGGUAUUUGAUGAAAGGCUGCAUCGCCUGCUGUUUGUGUAAGCAUUUCCAAGUCAUACCGGGUGGCAUACAAAAGUCACAUUCUCACCUACACACACACACACACACACACAAACGCUGGAUUCGAGCUAAAUCCAAAACAACAAUCGAUAAGUGCCAAUUGCUUGUUAUCGCAACAAAUGAUUAGACACAGCAACGUAGAAAGAAAAAAAGACAGCAACGACUACAAUAUAAAUUCUUAUCGUGUCUUUAUCAACAACAACGACGACGACGUGCUCUGGCUUUAGUUGAAAAAAUAAAACAUCAAUCGAUCGAUGAACGAACAAGAAAAAUUACCUUACUAUUUGUGAACUAAAAAUUCUAUCGUUGCGUGAUCUUCUUAUGACAUGAACUAGAACUGCUGCAACAUCAGCAGCAGUAAGAGAAAUAAAAACCUGAAUUUUUUCUUCUCUAGUUUAUUCUGUGAGUACCGUAAAUCGGAGUGUAGUGUUUGUGUAUAUGAAAAAAGAAACACCCGAACGGUGUGUAAAAUUCCAUUGCAGAGCCAACACAAAUUGGAUCCAUCAAGUUUAUGUUAACGGCCCUCUCCUGGUUUCACUUGCAACUUUAAUAGAUUCCCGAUUCUUCGUGCUACAGUGCCGAUCUCUUACUCUGGCUCUCUUGCUGCUGGAUACGAGCACGAGCGCGAGCGCGCACAUACACCUAUUUUACAACAAUCCAAAUCGAAUGCGAAAAACCGUAAAUUAUACACGCAACAAUCCACAUUGCGCUCUUCGGUAUAGAAGUGCAUCAAAUUAGAAAUAGUGUAUUGAAUAUAUGUGUUAAACGGGAAAAUUGUCUAUGUGAGUGUUUGGUGCUUGUAUCGAUCACAUCGUUUGUGCGAAAAUAGAUAGAAAAAUAUCCAUUUAGGAAACGAAAGAGUUUAUCAUUUGGUUUGAACGACAUCGGAGUUAUCAUUGGUGUCGAGCGUAAAAUAAACACUACAAUAAAAAAAAUCCAAGUGACGAUAGAAAUUAAGUAACAUUCUUUGAACAAUUCCGCAACAAAUUCGAUAUAAAAGUUCAAUAAAGUGAUAAAAAAAACAACUGGUCGUCGUCGCCGUCAUUGCCAUCAUUAGGCUAAAUCAAAUGAAAACAACGAUACCCAUUUUGCACGAGUGAGUCAAAGUGGAAAUUCAAUUAGAAAAAUAGCAAAACACACAUACACAUCGAUCGAUAUGGCUUCAACAUCUAGUGCGGCGAAUAGCCAUUCGGAAAUUCCGCCAUGGAAAAUGGAGUUGAUCCAACGGAAGAAGAAACUAAGCACAUUGAGCCCAACACAGCGUACCAUUAUGCAAUAUGAUAUCAACAACGAUCCAAAUUUCGAUAAAAGCCAUUGCGAUACCAAUGGUAUAGUUGCUUCCAAAGUGCACGAUUAUUCUUUGUAUUCGACGUCGACGAAUCUACUGAAAUCCACGAGCCAAGUGAAGCACAGCACAAUUCAGCACGUUAGCAAUUCCAGCGGACGACAAAUGGAUGGAAUCGCUGAAAAUGGUAAUUCUGUGGCAGGUCAUUCACAUUUCCAGGCAGCAGCGGCUUCGACAACAACGACAACAACAGCUGCUGCAGCGAUCAUAAACGGCACCACAGCACAGCCAAUGAUGAGCGCAUCACUUCCAGUCUCGGUCACAAUUAACAGUGUAUCGCCGGAUGCGGCAACGCAACCGCCGUCGGAUGCACACGAAGUGGGAUCGCCGCAACCAUCGAUGCGAAAAACAUUGGAAACAGCCAACGACAACAAAUUCAAGUCAGCAACAAAUCAGUUUCAUUCCAGGCAUGGCAGUGAACACAACACAACAAUCAACGCCGAUCAACAACAAUCGUUCAGUUUAGUGAGUGAUCGAAAGCAGCAAUUAGAACACCUCACAAUUGGAAAAUGUACAUCAACGCCAGCAGCAGCAGCAACAGCACCAGCAAAUACUAAACCUGCUGCCACAUCGCAUUUAAAUCAAAGUCUUGAGUCAGCCAAACAAAAUCCGGUGGUGAAAAAGUUUUUGCAAUCAAGUGACAAACGGAAUAGUGCACCAAAUUGGUUUCCAUCGAAGCGAAACAGUUUGAUUUUAUUGGCCGAUCAGCAGCGAUUUGAAUCGAAGGCCGAGAAGAAAAAACGGUGCAGUGAACCAACAGGCAACAGUGGUGACAAAAUGGUUGCAAUGCAAGAAUUGGCCACAGCCGCCACAUUCGAUGAUAAUUCCGAGGAAUUGGCAUAUGGACCGGGAAUUGUAUCGAAAUUACGAUGCCGUUACUUGAGUCUGGCACUACGGCAAACGGUAAAACAACGACCAACAUUGGACAAUUUACGGCGCGCAAAUUCGAUGAGCAAUUUAUUGGAAGAGGAAAAUGUGGAUAUUGAUGAAGUGGACGAUCGUAAUAAUGGUCAUCAUGGUAUGAUAGACGAUAAUGAACAACAGAAUUCUUGCCAAUUCAACGAUAACAAAUUAAAUGGGUCUCAUGAGAAAUCAAUCAUUCAAGUGGAAUACACAACAAAUUAUAUUAAUUGCUCAAAUGGCACCAGUGACACGCUAAUCAAUCCCGACUCAAUGAAAACAUCGAACAAAGGAAUGGAUUCACGGCGUCAAGUUCAACGUGGAAAUGAUUCAUUGAAACGUGCCCGUUCAGUGGAAGCGCUCAUGCGAUACGAUACAUUGGCCUGGCGUCGUGAUGUGCUCGAAGAUUCUGAAGAUUAUCCGAGCAGCAAUCCAAUUAUUUUGGAUGAAAUUAUUGUGAGUGAUUAUCAGUCGACGGUGAUUAAAGCCAAAACAGCCGAUUCGAUCACGAUUGAAGAUAAAAUCCAACAAGCUCGUGAUCGUAUGAAUGAUCCAAAGCCACCACGUCGACUUACAUCGUUUAUGAGUGAAACCGAGCGUCCGCCACCGGAUUUGGUCAAACAAACCCUGCUCAAAUUUGAAGCAUCGGCCAAUAAACGUAAUCGCGCCAUUCAACGCUAUGGUAAUGGUGAUGUUGCCGCCAAAGUAGCAACAUACAAAUCAAAAAUGUCACACGAUAAAUCACCAUUGACAUCGCCACAAAUCACAUCCAAAUUGCCACCGUCCGGUUUUGGUGGGAAGAAACCGUUGAUUAAACCACGUACCACUAGUCCAAAACCACCACCGCCACCCACAUUCCUCAAUGGCACAUCAGCGACAAAAGAGCCAACGAAAAAAAUCUAUACCAAAACAAUUGAACAUGACAUCGAUACAUCACACACUGCGUUCAAUGGCAAUGGUUUGAAAUCAAGCGAUGUCGAACGUAUGAAUCAGAAAAAUUCGGCUGCAAAUUUCACCAACCGACUCGAUACCUCAACAUAUCGUAGUAAAAUUGCAUCGCCUGAUUCACCACCAGCCACAAGUCCAUCAUGUGAAAGUCCUCGCUCAAGUUAUGUGUACGAUAUGGUUCGUCGGCGUGAAAAUAACCAUGCUGAUUCGCCGCUAAUUACACAAUUGGCACGUAAGACAGAGAGUCUGGUAUUGGCCACACCAAAAUCACGGAAAACCAGCACAUCGGCUGAUAUUGCAUUCGGUACAGAUGAUUCAAGUGUUCAGCCAUCGGAUAACGAUGACUAUUGCGAUGAUGCAACCAGCAAUAGCAGCGAAACGGGUUGGAGUGAAAGUUAUGAUGUGAAUAUUAUUAGUGAUAAUGAAGACAACAGUAGUGAAAUUGAUAUGGAUUUCUUGGCAAAAAAACCACCAAUGCCAAAAUCCAAGCUAAACGGUAAUCAAAUAAAAGCAACAGUGAUUAGUGUGCAGCCGGCAAUAAAUUGCAUUUCAAAUGGAUCUAUGGAUAAAAAGUCUGAACAGCCCGAGCCAAGUGUUCGGCAAAUUGGUAUCAUUCGGCCGUUGAAUCAUGAAAUUCCAUUACAACCACCGAUUGCAAGGCCACCACCGAUUCCAAUUGCCCGUAAUCGCCUACCAUCGCCAUCAUCACCGAAAAAAGAGGUCACCGAUAAUGCGAUUAAGGUAUCGGUUGCAGCGGCUCCAAUUGUUGUGAGCACCCAGCAUAGUGUUGUGUUGCCAUCGAGCACGUCAUCGGUUGUGGUGACAAAUUCAGUGAGUGUGGCCACAUCGAACGAUGUCCAAGGCGAUGUUGUUGUUAUUGAAUGUUCCGGCGAUUCAAAUAUCGAUACAAAAACAAUGUCACCCAUAUCCACACCACCCACAGCCAAUUCUAAUAAUCGUACCAAAUUGAUCAACAACACUGAACCAACCAACACAAUAAGCAUCGAUACGCGCAGCAUUGUGCACCAGAAGAAUUUGUUGAACAAAGAAAAAAGUGAAGAAGUGCUCAAUGGCAGCAGCCCACAAGGACUCAUUCAAUCGCCAAUUAAAUGGAAUAUCAAAAAAUCCACCGUCGUCUCAUCGUCGCCCGUUUCAAAUGUGGCCGUCAAUCAAUCGUCAUCGCCAACAAAUCAACAAGCAACGGCCACAGCUGCAGCGACGGCGGCAGCGAAACAACGACCAAGUGAUAUUCAAACCACAAACACAAUGGUCUUCAAUUUUAGCAACCGCAAAGAUGUACCCGACUACAUCGAAAAUGAUGGUCUGGUCAUUCGACGAAAACGCGAACUUCCAAAGCCCGGUGAAUCUGGUUUUGUACUACUUGGCGAUCUAACGGUUGAAACAUCAACCGACCCAGAACCAGACGACUCAUGGAUCUGUGAUCCACCAUCACCAUGCGAUGUUCAAUUCAAAAAUGCCAACGUCGUUAUCAACGGCAAAUCCAGUCUGCGCGACAGAUCCAGAGGCGAUCCAAAGCAAAUGAGCAUUCGGUUCAAUGAUGUGUUGACGUCAACAUUUGAAUACCCAUCGGAGAGUUCGUUGUGCGAAGAGAUUGGACUGUCAAACGGCGAUAGUUUCGAUGAUGAUGACUCUGAUUUACUCUACAGCAAUGGCCAUUUCCUCGGUAGUUCACCAAUUGCAUCGGUGCCGUUGGGAAACUACCAACCCAUCAAAAUAUUCAAUACGAAUUUUGAACUAGGCGUUACGCGUACAAACACAUCAUCACCAAAUCAAAACACAUCGCACAAAUAUCAAGCACCACCACCACCUCCACCACGUACACACAGCAACGGAAAAGUGCCGAAGCCAGUAUCAUCGCCGACGGCAGUGAGUCCGCCCGAUCAUCAUCAGCAAUUAAUUAGCAUCGAUAGUUCGACCACGGCCACAUCAAAUGGUGGUGAUCCGGAGAGUUUGCAGUAUUUAAAGCCGGCGAAUGAAGAUGCGGUGGCCUGGAGUGAAGGCGCCAGUGAUUUAUUAUUCUAAUUCCAAUACGUGUGUCUCCGUGUGUGUGUGCUUUUUUUUUUCUUCGUGUAAUUGCAGUAAUAUAUAAUUAAGAUUGAAAUGAGCUGAGAUAUAUUUAAGAGAAGAAGUAAAAGAGCAACAAAAAAGCGCAGAUUCAAUGAGAUGGUUCGCUGUCUGUGGAUAAUGUAAUAACGAACAAAACAACAACAACAACAAAAUAUUCUGUCUAUCGAUAAAAUCGAACAAAUUCGGAAAGAAAAUACAUUUAUUUUAUAAUAGAUCUGUAGAUUAUAAGUGAAGAAAAAGAACAGAAAAGUUCGCUGUGCGUUCGCCGAAUUGCGCGGUAAAUUAAGGCAAAAAAAUAAUUUUGUUUCGCUCAAAAUCGAUAUAACUGAAGCGCCCGUUUUUUUUUUGUGAGUGUUUGUUGAAUCAACGUAUCGUCUCGAUGACUGUGUUGGUGCGAACGACAGCGUCUUAAUUGUAAGAAGAGUAGUUUUUUUUCUUGCGAGGAUUUUAAUAUAUUAAUCAAAACACUUCUGCUGUAAAUAGACACAACACUUUUUUUUUCUUCCACAUUUGGUUGGUAUCACUUUUCAAUCGGUCGAAAUUAGCGCUGGUCGACAACAGUGAAUAUUGAUGUAUAUCGACAGAUGAAUAAGCUCGCUCCCCACUCCCAAACAUAUAUACAAUUUCCAUAAUUAUGCGCGUAGUUAGCAAUUUGAUCUAAGCGAAACGAAACCAUUAGAAAACGAAACAGAAACAACAAAUACGAAAUGUACGAACUACGAAGAAAAUGAAAAUAGCGCAAAAUUAUUACAAAACUAUUUAUUCAAGAACUUAAAAUGCGAAGCAAUAACAACUAAAGAAAUAUGUACGCGAAUAUCAUCAUUCAAAAUAAUUAUUAUCAUUAUUAUUUGCGUUAAUGUUAUAAAUAAGAGAGUUGGAAAGAGAAACAACACAAAUUGUCAAUCGGGACUGAUAUCAAUCGAUUUUGUUUUUGUCUUCUCUUUGCCACUCGGUCAUACCUUUUUCUUCGUACGGUUUUGCCUUGAUGAUGAUGAUGAUUUUUUUAAACGAAUCAAAUUUUGAAGCAUAGAAACGAAUAACGAAAUAAUAACAUAAUUUUUGCAACACAUUUUUUUUGAUACAAAUAAACGAAAUAAAUGAAGAAAUAUGCUAAAUGUACUCAA
Molecule: messenger RNA, 7698 nt
Organism: Sitodiplosis mosellana (orange wheat blossom midge)
Lineage: Eukaryota; Metazoa; Arthropoda; Insecta; Diptera; Cecidomyiidae
Gene: bif
Exons: 9
Coding region: 2450-6529 (1359 amino acids)
Biological process (GO): chemotaxis; neuronal signal transduction
Cellular component (GO): nuclear membrane; rough endoplasmic reticulum membrane
Molecular function (GO): microtubule binding
Source: RefSeq, a predicted model, not a curated record